CGUAGCCGCCAUUUUGUUUCACCGGGAGUAAAGAAGCCAGCCUGAGAUCCCCGGCGUGAAAACUUCCCCUCAUUCGGACUACCUAAAUCACGGCGGAGCUGCAUCGUGCACCCAAAUUCAGAUUCGCAUGAUGUCUGAAGACAUGGCCACAGAUCACGUUAACGGGAACGGGACGGAGGAGCCGAUGGACACUACAGCCGAGGUGACCCACUCGGAACACUUCCAGGCUUUACUGGAGGCAGGUUUACCUCAGAAUGUCGCUGAGAAGCUGGAUGAACUUUAUGUAGCAGGCCUGGUAGCACACGGUGACCUCGAUGAAAGGGCUAUUGAGGCUUUGAAAGAAUUCAACGAAGAUGGAGCCCUGCAAGUGUUGGUGCAGUUCAAAGAGAGCGACCUGUCACACGUGCAGAAUAAAAGUGCCUUUCUCUGUGGGGUGAUGAAGACUUACAGACAGAGAGAGAAACAAGGGACUAAAGUUUCAGACUCCAUCAAAGGACCAGAUGAGGCUAAAAUCAAAGAACUCCUCGAGAGAACCAGCUACACACUCGAUGUUACAACCGGCCAGAGGAAAUACGGCGGACCCCCGCCAGAGUCCGUGUACUCGGGUUCUCAGCCCCCUGUCGGCACAGAGAUCUUUGUUGGGAAGAUUCCCCGUGAUCUGUACGAAGACGAGCUGGUUCCUCUGUUUGAGAAGGCCGGUCCGAUCUGGGACCUUCGGCUAAUGAUGGAUCCGCUGAGUAGCCUGAACCGGGGCUAUGCCUUCAUCACGUUCUGCAGUAAAGAGGGGGCCCAGGAGGCCGUGAAGCUGUGCAAUAAUCAUGAGAUUCGCCCUGGCAAGCACAUCGGGGUGUGCAUAUCUGUCGCCAACAACCGGCUAUUUGUUGGUUCAAUUCCCAAGAGUAAAACAAAGGAGCAGAUUGUUGAAGAGUUUUCCAAAGUCACAGAGGGCCUGAGUGAUGUCAUACUCUACCAUCAGCCCGACGACAAAAAGAAGAACCGAGGCUUCUGCUUCUUAGAGUAUGAAGACCACAAAACGGCCGCUCAGGCCCGUCGCCGGCUAAUGAGCGGCAAGGUGAAAGUUUGGGGCAACCUCGUGACCGUGGAGUGGGCAGACCCCAUCGAAGACCCCGACCCAGAAGUCAUGGCCAAGGUGAAGGUUUUAUUUGUGAGAAAUCUCGCUAACGGCGUCACGGAGGAACUCCUGGAGAAGUCCUUCAGUGAGUUUGGAAAGCUGGAGCGAGUGAAGAAGCUCAAAGACUAUGCCUUCAUUCACUUUGAGGAGCGGGACGGUGCGGUGAAGGCACUGGAGGAAAUGAAUGGGAAGGAGUUGGAGGGAGAGCCAAUCGAGAUAGUGUUCGCCAAGCCGCCCGAUCAGAAAAGGAAGGAGCGCAAAGCCCAGAGGCAAGCGGCCAAAACGCAAAUGUACGACGACUAUUACUACUACUCUCCCCCUCCCCACAUGCCCCCUCCCAGCAGAAAUCGGGGUCGAGGAGGGAACAGAGGCGGCUACGCCUACCCUCCUGACUACUACGGUUACGAGGACUACUACGAUUACUACGGCUAUGACUAUCACAACUACCGCGGUGGCUACGAUGACCCCUACUAUGGGUAUGAUGACUUCCAGGCCCCAAGCCGGGGGCGGGGCGGCAGCAGGGGCACGCGGGGCGGAGCCUCCCCGGCCAGAGGACGUGGCGGCUCGGGGGCACCCAGAGGGAGGGCAAACUUCUCCCAGCGCGGCGGGCCGGGACCAGGUCGUGGCGGGCGCGGCGCAAGAGGAGGCGUGCAGCUGAGAGGGCGAGGAGGGGUACGUGGUGCACGGGGUGGCCGCGGUGGAAAUGUAGGAGGAAAGCGCAAAGCUGAUGGGUACAACCAGCCAGAUUCCAAGCGUCGCCAGACCAAUAAUCAGAACUGGGGCUCUCAACCCAUUGCUCAGCAACCGCUCCAAGGUGGUGAUCAUUCUGCAGGAAAAAGGGGGCGAGGCUGGUCCUGAUGUGUUGCUAUGAGGACUGACGGCGACGCAUGCUGCGGGCUUCGGUGGAUGAAAUGGUAAGGUCAGCUGACUCAAUGGUCCAAUGGUUGUCCAGCCUUUUAUUUUAUUUAUUUUUUAUUUUUUUGAUUUUUAAUGUAAAGGAGGAAGGUUUUUUUUCAUUUUGUUUUUGAUCAUCUUCGAACUGCCAUGUUUGAAGAUGAUCAGAAGAGUAAACCCCACCUCCUCCAACCCUAAGACAGCCAUGUGAGAUGUACUGAGGUCACGAUGGACAUCCUUCUGGAAAAGGCUUUGCACUUUUUUUUUUUUUUUCUUUCUUUUUUAAAUUGAGGCUUAGAGUGGUGCAGUGGGACUUGUUUCUGAGUUUUUGGACUGAGACGUGUGAGGUGCCUUCACCUGGGUCUCGCAGGAAAACUGGUUCACGAGCUACCUCGGUUUCACGGAAACGCCUCAGAUCACCUACUUGAGGAAACUGAGACAGGGCUCGAGCCUCUCCGGCCUUGCAGCAGAGCACUUGAUUUAAUUGAGGUUCUCGCUGAGACCUGGCACCGGCCGGUCCUGUGGGAGCGAGCCUGAACAUGCCUUUUUUGCUGUCUUUGUACAUGAACUGAGUGACGAUGAAGUUAACGGACAGAUUGUUUUGUCUUUUAUUUGUAAGGCCUGAAAACCACAGCCCUCCUCUUCUUCAUGUCUUCCACAGCCUGACCCAACAGCUGUCUUAACUACAGCUUUAGGAUGUCAUGUGACAUCCUGCCAUGUCUAAGAGGGUCUGGAAGAAAAUGGGUUACAUGUUUUGCAUUGUAUGUAUGCCUCUGUACACUAUCAUGCCAUGUAUGUAUGUAUGUGCUUAUGAGAAAUUCUCACUGGUGCGAGUGUAAAGGAGAAAUUUACUGCUGGCUGCUCAGUAUUUGGAAGGGUGGGAGUUUAAGGCUUGUUUUGAUUGAGAAGAAAAUGACCAACCAAAGAGCCUGAAAGUAGUUUUAACACUUCUGCAAUUUAAAAUUGGUUAAAAAGAGUAAAAAUAUAGUCAGACAUGUUAGAGUGAGAGUAAAACAUUUUAACAUCUGUCUGUUUCAGCGUUAAACGUUGAAGGGAAACGCAGACUUUGGUCUGUGGUUUUAUUUGAAUCAAAAGGAGAAAAUGAAUUUCUUCAGAGGACAAAAUUUAAAACAAAUAAGUUUUUAUGCUCUCAAUGUCAGAUAAACGCUCUUUUUGUUUGUUUUUUAACCCCGACAGCUAGGGCUGUGCGAUAUGACAAAAAUCUCAUAUCCCGAUAUAAGACAUUUAUCGUCCUGACAACGAUAUAAAUCACAAAAAUGUAAUAUUUUCUGUAAAUUCUGUGACUCUCGUCCAACUCGACUUGCUUGAAGUUUUUCCAGCUGGGCGUCUUUUACCUGGAUUCGAGUGUUUUAACCAAUGCAUGAAACUAUACAUUUUUAGACAUAAGUUGUAACGGCCGCCAUUUUCUUUCAAAGUUUGAGUCUAAGGUUUAUUUUUUUAGCACCUGAGGGCUCUAAUAUUUUCUUCUCAUCCGUAAAACUCUCUGCAUACUCUUUCACGUGAUUCAGUUUAUUUUGAAAAGUCUCAACAGGAUCUUGAGCUUUAUUGUGAAAGGUUUACGUGGAAAACAAACAAGCGGACAGCAGAGCCACGCGAUGGUUUUACAGUCAUUGUUGCUAACGACAACACGUAAAAACAGGCGCUUGUCCGUCAGUAGUGUGGUUAUAUAUGAGAAAGAGAGAACUUUAAGAAAUUAAUAUAGCCACUACAGUGACCAUCAAAACGAUGAAAAAAAAUAUUGCUGUAAACAGAUUAUUUUAGGACACCACGAAACAAACGAUAGCGUAAUAGGAAACGAUAGACGUUUUUAUAUCGUCAUCUGAUAUAUAUCGUUAUAUCGAACAGCCCUACCGACAGCCGUAAAACGCCACUGCAGUUUUGUCGUCACGCCACUCGAACAAGGCUACUUACAGGGUCGGCCAUGGUUUAAAAACAUUUUAAAAUGUGUUCUGCAGGAAUACUCGUAACUCGUUUUCCACUUGAUGUUUCUGUUAAAAUACUAUAUUUGGAAAAUAUUUAGUAAAAGGGGUGAUGCCUUUUUCCCCCCUUUUCAUCUUUUGUAGAAACACCCAUAAGUCAGUGUUUUUAAAAACACUCGUCUCUAAACACGUAAACAUCUGUCGUCCUUUAGAGCUGAAAUUUUAAUUAUGUUGCAUCUGCUCUCAUGAGAGACAUGAUCUCUGAGCAUAAAAGUUGAAAUGUAUGCCUCUAUGACAUCGAUAAACUCUGUUUUUGUGGUGUUGCACCAGUUUGACCAUUUUGAAUAAUUUCAGAACUUUUAAUAAUGACAAUAUAAUGAAUGAAUAACUAAAUUAUUUUGUUUAGAAACUUGUUUGGAGGUAAAUGGUUUGGUCGCUAGGUUUUGGUGGUGUUACCCCCACCAUGACGCUUUCAUCUUUGUUCUACCUCGCACAGAGAGAUCAAUCACUCUGAUCGAUUAGUAGAAAGAAAAGGAUGAUCUGUUACACGUCCCUUUAAAGUAGAGGAAUUCUGGGAGAUCGGCGGCUCCAGAGUCAAUGCAUUGUAGCCUUUGGAAGGACGAUGUGAGGUUGGAUUUCUCCUUUAAGCUCCUUUCAGUGCAUUUUUGUGUCUCUGCCUUGUGUUGUGACCUUUGACAUGAGCCCAGAGUCUUGGUCUCAUGUUGAGCUUUGUCCCAUCUCUGAGGGCCGUGCUGCUGCUGCUGCUGCUGCCGCCGCCCACGCCGCCUCCUCUGUGGGGAAAAAUAGAGCCACAUUAGUGUUUGUUUCCAUGUUAGACCAGACUUGAUUUUAUGGGUCAACAAUGUGUUUUUGUUUGUUUUUGCUAACGAGUGUGUUUGCAGUUUGCAGAUGAAUUGUUUUAUACUGUACAGCGAGGUGACGUAAACCUAUUUUUCUAAUAAAGCCAUGGACUUUGAA
Messenger RNA from Pelmatolapia mariae (spotted tilapia), 4944 nucleotides. RefSeq names its product heterogeneous nuclear ribonucleoprotein Q. The record is from RefSeq and is a predicted model, not a curated record. NCBI's taxonomy places the organism in Eukaryota, Metazoa, Chordata, Actinopteri, Cichliformes, Cichlidae. Gene Ontology annotation, biological process: CRD-mediated mRNA stabilization. Bases 128 to 1990 code for a protein of 620 amino acids. Gene Ontology annotation, cellular component: CRD-mediated mRNA stability complex; nucleus; ribonucleoprotein complex. Gene Ontology annotation, molecular function: mRNA 5'-UTR binding. The transcript is spliced from 11 exons.